AUGGCACCACAUAGUCAGCGAGACAUUGGUUUGGAUGUAUUUGACACCUUAUUCAAACCCGAAGCAAUGUCUACUGGAGCUUCGGAAUCACUGCAAACAGAUGCCAUCCUUUCCAGCCAGGAACCAGUACUGGCAGCGUUGAAUUCGAAGAAUCCACCCACCCCGACAAAGUUCGUCCCAUCAACAACAUACAAACCCGCUGUUCUGCAUCCGCCACAUCCUCUCAGCAAGGUAGGACAGAGCGGUCACUGGGUACCAUAUCCUCUUGGUCUCAUGCCGUACGAUUCUUGGUACAAGCUCCAUCAUAGUGAUGGUGGUGACAUCCAGCCGAAACCGGCUCCCAGCUGUCCCGUCUGUGGAGGUAAGCGUGAAAUGACCGCUCACAUGCACAAACUAUUUCUGGUCGCCGAACGGCUUACCUGGGGGGAUGAUCUACUGUCAGUUCACGACAAAGAACUCAACGCGAACUUGAACCUCAAGAUCAACAACGAGCUCGGCAUCUAA
This is a messenger RNA of Alternaria arborescens, 504 nucleotides long. RefSeq lists its product as hypothetical. The transcript has a single exon. The record is from RefSeq and is a predicted model, not a curated record. Bases 1 to 504 code for a protein of 167 amino acids. Lineage: Eukaryota; Fungi; Ascomycota; Dothideomycetes; Pleosporales; Pleosporaceae.